Messenger RNA from Penicillium verrucosum, 900 nucleotides. RefSeq names its product protein kinase family protein. NCBI's taxonomy places the organism in Eukaryota, Fungi, Ascomycota, Eurotiomycetes, Eurotiales, Aspergillaceae. The record is from RefSeq and is a predicted model, not a curated record. The coding region runs from base 1 to 900 and encodes 299 amino acids. Gene Ontology annotation, molecular function: ATP binding; calcium/calmodulin-dependent protein kinase activity; calcium-dependent protein serine/threonine kinase activity. Gene Ontology annotation, biological process: protein autophosphorylation; peptidyl-serine phosphorylation; intracellular signal transduction. Gene Ontology annotation, cellular component: cytoplasm; nucleus. The transcript has a single exon.
AUGGAGAACCAGCCAACUUUGCUUCUACCUCCUGGGGCAAGAUUCAUCGCCUUAGGUGCAGCAGGGGCUGUAUUUGAAAAUGGCAAUGGAAUCGUCACCAAGAUCCCCAUUGCCAACGAUUUAAAAGGAUGUGAUGAAGCAACCAUCAAACAUAUACGACAUAUCGAAUACAUAUCAGAUCAAUGUAUCGCCCGGGAGAAGCUGAUAUAUCAAACGCUACCCAAGAAUCCAAAUAUCCUUGACUGCCUUGAAAUCACCGACAAAGGACUCUCUUUUCCAUAUCAUCAGUUUGGAGACCUUCGCACCUAUUUGUCUGAUCAUCAAGCCUCGCAACAUAUUCGAGAACGUUGGAUCAACAAUGCUAUCGAUGCUAUCGCUUUUAUCCAUAGCCAUGGCGUUGUCCAUGCUGAUAUCGGCCCACGAAACUUUCUUGUGGCUGAUGACUUAUCCCUUAAACUAUGCGAUUUUGCUGGUUCAAUAAUCAUCGGAGAUAAUAUGGAGCACUAUGUGGAGGAAGAGGACAGAUAUCGGUUAACACCAGGAUCGCCUCGGUCUUUUAAGACUGAUUUGUUUGCUUUAGGGUGUCUGAUUUAUGAGAUAUCAGGUGGUGUCCGCCCAUACGACGAUAUUGACGCUAAAGAGGUUGCUAGGUUAUAUGCUGGCAGAAGUUUCCCAAACCUGAAUGGCUUCAGAUACCACGAGCUGAUUUAUAAGUCCUGGAAUUCUGCAUACACAACAACGAGUCAGCUUCGAGAGGAUUUUCUUCGUCAGAAAGAGUCUAAUGCUAAAUGGAUCCCUGUCUCACGCCCCUUUGGGCGUCCUUUCAUGAUGUCAAUUCUUUAUACGAUCUGUUUUGGCUCUGUUGUCUUUUUGGCUUUUCAGAAGCGGAAUUUCAAAUGA